Molecule: messenger RNA, 1761 nt
Organism: Beta vulgaris subsp. vulgaris (sugar beet)
Lineage: Eukaryota; Viridiplantae; Streptophyta; Magnoliopsida; Caryophyllales; Amaranthaceae
Exons: 13
Coding region: 175-1242 (355 amino acids)
Biological process (GO): NADPH regeneration
Cellular component (GO): cytoplasm
Molecular function (GO): nucleotide binding; oxidoreductase activity
Source: RefSeq, a predicted model, not a curated record
AUUUCCAUACUCCAAUAAAACCUAUAAAAACGAUUUAACGAGUUGAAAAGAGCACCUAAUUCCUCUACUUAACGGCCUUUUAGGGAUUACGUUCAUUUCAUCUAGACUGAGCUUAUCAUAUCUAGCAUAAAAUUAGUCGGGGGAGCAUUGCAUUGAUGUGCUCAGGUUGAAUCAAUGGCAAAUAAAACCCAGAUCACCAUUAUUGGAGCAGGCACUUUUGUGAAGAAUCAAUACAUUCCCAGAUUAUCUGAGAUCUCUCAUCUUGUUUCAAUCAGAUAUAUUUGGAGUCGUUCUGAGGAGUCAGCUAGAUCUGCAGUGGAGUUAGCUAGUAAGAGUUUCCCAGAAGUAGAAUGUAAGUGGGGUGAUGUUGGUAUUGAUGAAAUUAUUAAGGAUUCCUCAGUUGUUGGAGUUGCUGUUGUUCUUGCUGGCCAGAUUCAGGUAGAUAUGGCGCUGAGACUGCUGAAGGCAGGGAAGCAUGUGAUCCAAGAGAAACCAGCUGCAGCAAGUAAUGAGGAGGCAGAAUUGGCAUUGUCAAGCUACGAUCUUGUAUGUCCUAGUAAUUCCAGCAAACCUAUUUGGGCUGUAGCAGAAAACUACAGAUUUGAACCUGGUUUUAUUGAGGGCAGGAAGCUAGUCGAAGAAAUAGGAGAUAUGAUGAGUGUCCAAGUUAUCGUGGAAGGAUCAGUUAACAGUUCUAACCCAUAUUUCUCAAGUUCUUGGAGGAGGAACUUUAAUGGAGGUUUCAUUCUAGAUAUGGGAGUGCAUAUGAUUGCAGCACUAAGGAUGCUUGUUGGGUGUGAGAUGAAGUCCGUUUCAGCUUUGACCACUCAUGUUGAUACUACUUUACCCCCACCAGAUAACAUCUCCAGUACGUAUCAACUAGAGAAUGGUUGCCCUGGCAUUUUCGUGAUGGCAGUAUCUACUAGAUCACCCAAGACAUUUUGGCGAGUUGUUGGCUUAAAAGGAACUGUGCAAAUUGAGCGUGGCAACAUUGAUGGGCGGCAUGGAUACUUGGUAUCUAAAUUCAAUGUUGAUGGGCAAUGCACAAGUUCAUUCCACCCGUUCAGUGGAGUAACCGAAGAACUUAAAACAUUCUUACAUGAUAUAUCAGAGGCAUCUAACAACCACAAACCCGACCGUCGCUUAUCCUACGUUGAAGGUGCUCGAGACGUGGCUGUUUUAGAGGCAAUGCUCGAGUCUGGGAUGAAGGGAGGAGCUGUUGUGCCUGUCAAAAGAUUUUAGCCGUCCAGAGACAGUUGUAGCAUGAUAACUUGCUCUAGAAUAAAUUGAGGUGCUUAUUUUUAGGGAAAUUGCAGCUCAUCAUGGAAUACGAAAUACAUGCUUAGUUGUUUGUUGAUCUGAUUCAUCUCUAUGGCUCCUCCUAGACCAACAAAAAUGAAAUUAGUUUAACUGGUUAGGCGUCUAAUGCAUGCUGUCUACUGUCUAGUGUAUAAUCUCUUGUACCACUUAUUUUACUAUAAUUUGCAGUUAAAAUUUGAAAAAAUUCCUCAAAAUUACAUAGGGCGUGUUCGGCACAAGCUUUUUAAGUAGCUUUUAGUGUCUUGACUCGGUCAAAAUACUAAGUAGAAAAAAUAAUAGUGUUUGGCAAGGUAGUGGUGUAAGUAGCUUUUAGUGGUACAGGUAGUGUUUGUCAAAAGCUACAAUUUGUAGUUUUUGGGGUAGCGUUUAGUGGUGUAUAAAUUAUAUGUUAAAGCUUUGUUUGAGUUUUUAACUAGUUAUUCUUAAACAACUAUUUUGACA